Messenger RNA from Parascedosporium putredinis, 1116 nucleotides. The record is from the annotation of a GenBank genome assembly. NCBI's taxonomy places the organism in Eukaryota, Fungi, Ascomycota, Sordariomycetes, Microascales, Microascaceae.
AUGGAAGUAGACCAUAUCACGUGCAACGUCCUGUCAGCUCACCCCACUACACCAGCUCGCUUGGCUUGUCUGGGCUACUGCUUCACCCUACUCCCCCUCAAUCUGCACCACCUACCCCAGCCCAUUCCAAACGACGCCCCUCUAGAGCUUCAAGAUGGGACAUUCACCUUUGAGGACGCUUUUGAGGAUCUCCUCCACGUUGUCUCCGGAAGGCGGCUCAUGGACAUCAACAGCCGCUACCAGAUGCGCAAGAUGCUCCGAGAAAUGUACCCUUACGGCGAGGAUGCCUCCUUUUGGGUCCGUAGGCUACAUUCGCAGAGGCUCCUAGACAACAGCAAUUUUGUUCCAUUCUCCGCCCGCCCCUUGUGGCCGCAGGACGUCUGGGACACGAUUCACCGGGAAUUCGCCCGCACAGCUCGCGACGCGAAGAAGUCGGAUGACCCGUGGUUCUCCUUUGGAUCCUCGGACAAGGAGGAACAACAAGAUCCCAAGGGCAGGCCUCGCCACAGCCUUUUCGAAGACCUUGACCGCCUAUUCCGCUCCCUCGAGAGCCACUUCCCGGGAAAGCAUAAGAACGACAAGAAUGACAAGGAUAGCAAGGACAACAAGGAUAAUAGGGAUUGCAAGGAUAGCAAGAACAGCGACGAGGGACGAGACGGUGAGGCGGAGAACUAUGAUGAUCUCUACUCGUCGCUCCACUCUGCCUUUUCGACAGGCGCAAAGUCCCUGAACACCUUUAUAAAGCUCGCCCGUGAUGGCGUAUCCGAGAUCCACAAGAAUGGUUCGCUCUCUUCCUCUACUUCAACCUCAUGGUCAAGCUACGGCUCAGCCAACGAGGAUCAAAAGCCCCACAAGGUUGAAGAAGAGAAGGAAGAGUACACCGACGAGCACGGUAAUCACCACAUUAAGAGCAUCAUCCGUACCCUCGAUCAAGACGGGCAUGAGAUCCGUAGAGAGGUUAGGCACCGUAUACAAAGCUCAUCCUCGUCUUCCUCGUCAGGCAACGGUGACUCUCAACCCCGCUUGGAAACAGCGAGGCGUGAGACUAACGAACGAGAUAACACAAGGGACAGCAAGAAUGGUCCGGAUAGUAACUCUGGGUGGUUCUGGAAAUGA